AUGGAGUACAAACAUUUCAGCCAUCCACACACUCUUAAACUCCAACAGAUUCAGACAAACAAAGCCUCAGAUUCUUCAGUUAUCUGCUCAGGCUGUGAAUCAAACAUCUCUGAAUCUGAAACCGCAUAUAUCUGUUCAACAUGUGACUUCAACCUUCAUGAGCAAUGUGGAAACGCAGCUCGUGGGAUGCAACACCCUUCCCACGCGGGGCUCCACCACUUGACUCUAGUCCCUUACACAACUUACAGCGCCGGUACCUUCCUCUGCAGAGCCUGUGGCUGCAUUGGAGGUAAAGGGUUCUCUUACUGUUGUCCUUUGUGUGACUUUGACCUCCAUGUUCAAUGUGCGCAUUUUCCUCAGCUCAUGGUUAAUGAGUCUCAUCCUCUUCAUAGCCUUCUUCUUGUCUACAACAGUGCUCCUCCUGCUAUGUCUUUUACUCAGUUUCCUGGUUACACCAAUCAGCUUCUCUGCAAUCUAUGUAAUGUUGCCAUGGAUGGUAGGUUUUGGUCUUAUAACUGCUAUGCUUGUAACUAUCAUGUUCAUGCUUCAUGUGCUGUGAAUAAGACUAAGACACUGGCUGCUUCUGCUGCUGAGAAGUGUGGGACGAGUGAUGAAGGAAAGACAGUGAACGCCAAAUCUGUUCUUGGUGAGGGUGUGGAGACUGAGCAGACGGAGCAAGUAGCUGCAACAACAGAGCAAGUGAAAGAUCCAGUUUUGAGGCAACAGCUUGAACUUCAGAAGCUUCAGCUUCAGCUAGAAUUGAGUUCUGCUCUCGCAAACAUGAUGGGUUCCUUCAAUCUCAGUUCUUUCGUUUGA
Molecule: messenger RNA, 816 nt
Organism: Eutrema salsugineum
Lineage: Eukaryota; Viridiplantae; Streptophyta; Magnoliopsida; Brassicales; Brassicaceae
Exons: 1
Coding region: 1-816 (271 amino acids)
Source: RefSeq, a predicted model, not a curated record